AUGCCAGGGAUACCAGCGACUACGAGGAUUCAACUUCACAUCGCUCUUGCCACCUCGAAGAUUUCGGCUGCCCUGGGAGAAUGUGAGACAUCAGCCACCGGACUCACAGUGGAUCCCCUUCCGCUUGUGCGGGUCUUUGAAACAGAGCUUUGCAUGAUACAAAACAGAUAUGCUUGCGAAUGGUCUCCUGCCGAUGAAGUGUCACUUCUGGACGCGCGGCUCAGCCUGUACUCUUACGUUCUCGAUCAAAAAAAAUCCGAGCUCCCAAGAAUACUCUACACAGAGAAUGAAAUAAUCGCCCAGAGCAGUAGCACGGCGAGACAGCUUCUCAUCGUGCUGACUACAUUUCCCGACGCACUCAGAAAAGGGACAUUCCAUGUGUUUCGCUCUGCGAGCUACGCAGUCUUCUUCCUCUUACGCAUUCUUGGGACGGCGCCCAGUGAGUGUAUAGAUGAGACGGGUAUCAGAAAUAUCAUCAGGCAGACCUUCACGCUCAUAAAGGACGUGUCUCAAACAGCGAAUGACCGACGGUCCCAAUGCGUACGGGUUUGCAGAAUCAUCGAGCACAUGAUAGACUACGAAGACUGGAACAAGGACACGCCGUUCCUAGGGAAAGCUGAGUCAUUUAUGGCCAAUAAUUAUGUUGCAGAUGUUGCUGCCAGGGGCAUGAUAAAAGCAAAUAUGCGGCAUACGGCCGCACAAACCGAACGCGAUUGUAGGGAAGCGAUGGCAGCAGGAGAUCCGCUGGAGGUGGAGUCGAAUUUCGACCUCAAUUUCUCGAUAUGGGAUCCGAUGGAGUGGAAUCUGAAUUGGCAGGAUAGUGAUGACCUACUAUUUCUCCGCGAGGAUCUUGGUGGAUCCUCGUGA
Molecule: messenger RNA, 867 nt
Organism: Penicillium pulvis
Lineage: Eukaryota; Fungi; Ascomycota; Eurotiomycetes; Eurotiales; Aspergillaceae
Exons: 1
Coding region: 1-867 (288 amino acids)
Source: RefSeq, a predicted model, not a curated record